AUGAAACCCGCCGGCCUGCCAAUGCGCCUGCGAGCGCGGCCUGUCUGCCAGCUGUGCGACUUCAUCAUACAAAAGCCCACGAGUCGCCGCGCGUUUGCGUCCGCAUCCGCCCUCAAGGCACCCGCCGUUCGGACGCUACCCGCGCGAAACAAUGUCGCAGUACCACGGAACAUUACUCGAAGCAUCACCACCACGGCCAGGCAGCUGCAGGAGGUGGGGGAUGGAGACGUUGGGAGCUUGGCCUUGUCCGACCGGAUUGCUGUGCUGAAGGGAAAACUUGCAGUCGUGGAGAUUCAGAUCCACACCAUAUACGAUUCGCCCACGGUCCCCGGAGAACAGGCGCUACUGGAUGUGCUGUUCGAGCUGGAAGACGUGGCGCGGCAAGCAGCAGCGAUUCGAUCAGGGCAGCCUGCACGAGCAAAGACUCCAAUACGGCAGAGUUCAGCAGGCGCAAUUUUGUCUGGGCUGAAGGGCGAUGAAAAGCCCACACCAACCAAGACGAAAGGCAAGUCGUUCGGACUCGACGCUCUGCCGCGGCCGUCAUAUCUCUCCAAACUCGCCGAGGACUUUAUCAAGCAUGGAAACGUCUUCCUCUCGCCAAACUUGCUCGGCCUGUACAUUCACCUGCAGCGCAUGCUCGGCCACCCACGAACCAUACCCGAAGCCCUCUACCUCUACGCCAACAAACCCGUGCCUGUCGAGGGCUCGUCCCCACCAAAAUUCACCAAGCCCUCUCCGAAAUCCGCAAAGCAAGCCGUGCCUGCGGAUCUCGCCGACGACGCCCUGACAGCCGCCAUCGAGGCGAAAGACAUCACCCUCGCCCUCGCCGUCGUCGAGCACACAUACUGCGCCCCCGCAUGGCUGCGACACCGCCGGAUCACCAAGCUGGGCUUCCCCACCGUAAUCAUGGCCCUCACCCCUUUCGCCAUCAAUAUGAUAUCGUCCGAACUUUCCGUCUACAGCAACUUCAUUGACCCGUGGACCUUUAAGCUAUACUGCUUCAUGGGCAUAAGUACAUAUGUCUUGUGCACCGGCACGCUUGGCUUCGUCGCGUUGACCACCCACAACGACCACCACGACAGAGUGGUGUGGCGACCUGGUAUCCCGCUGCUCGAUCGGUACAUAAAGGAGGAUGAGCGUGCUGCGCUGGACAGGAUUGCGUGUGCGUGGGGUUUCAAGGAGGAUUGGAGGAGAGGCGAUGAGGAGGGUGAUGAUUGGGAGGGUCUCAGGCAGUGGAUUCUUCUAAGAGGUAUGAUCUUGGACAAGCCGGACUUGAUGCCGGGCAUGAAUCCGAAUAGGUAG
Messenger RNA from Parastagonospora nodorum SN15, 1302 nucleotides. RefSeq lists its product as hypothetical. The transcript has a single exon. The coding region runs from base 1 to 1302 and encodes 433 amino acids. Lineage: Eukaryota; Fungi; Ascomycota; Dothideomycetes; Pleosporales; Phaeosphaeriaceae. The record is from RefSeq and is a predicted model, not a curated record.